AUGAAGAUGCUGCGGAUUCUAUUUGUCCUAAUCCUUUGGACUGAAACAUCAGCUGACCAGAGCCCAGAGCCAGGCCCUGAGUAUGCAGAUGUUGUGUUUCUGGUGGACAGCUCGGAUCACCUGGGAGCUAAGUCACUCCCAUUUGUGAGAAGGUUCAUCAGCAACGUGAUCAGCAGUCUCCCCAUAGAGGCCAACAAAUACCGCGUGGCCCUGGCCCAGUACAGCGACAAGCUUCACAAUGAAUUCCAACUGAGCACCUUCAAGGGCAAGAACCCCAUGUUGACCCACCUCAAGAAGAACUUUGAGUUCCUUGGUGGGUCUCUGCGGAUAGGAAAUGCCCUCCAGGAGGCCCACAGGACCUAUUUCUCUGCACCCACAAACGGGAGAGACAAGAAACUGUUUCCCCCCAUUUUGGUGGUCCUGGCUUCAGCAGAGUCUGAGGAUGACGUGGAAGAGGCUGCUAGGGCCCUGCGGAAUGACGGGGUGAGAAUCGUCUCUGUGGGGCUGCAGGGAGCUUCGGAGGAAAACCUGAAGGCCAUGGCCACGUCUCAGUUUCAUUUCCACCUGAGGACAGCCAGAGACCUCAGCACGUUUUCCCAAAACAUGACGCAGAUCAUCGGGGAUGUGACUCAGUACAAGGAAGGAGCAAUUGAUACUGACAUGAAAAUGUCCCCGGACUGUCAGAGAGAUUCACUUGCUGACCUUGUAUUCCUGGUGGAUGACUCAUUUGACACCAUACAAAAUUUAAGGUACCUGCAGAGAUUCCUGGAGAAUAUCACCGCUUCUAUGGAUGUGAAGGACAACUGCAUGAGGCUUGGUCUGAUGAGUUAUAGUAACACAGCCAAGACUAUUUCUUUUCUGAAAUCAGACACAACCCGUUCUCAAUUUCAGCAGCAAAUCCAGAAGCUUUCUCUCCGGCCUGGGAAAUCCAAUGCUGGGGCUGCCAUUAAGAGUAUGUGGAGAGAGGCCUUCUCAGAAUCGAGUGGCAGCAGAAGAGCCCAGGGAAUUCCUCAAGUUGCAGUCCUGAUCACCCACAGACCAUCAGAUGACCAGGUGCGUGAGGCCGCAGAGAAGCUUCGGCAGAACGAUGUGACUGUGUUUGCCAUGAGCAUCCAAGGGGCUAACAAUACUCAGUUAGAAGAAAUAGUGUCUUACCCUCCAGAUCAGAGAAUUACCAUGCUGAGUUCCUACGCAGACUUGGAAACUUACAGUACAAAGUUUGUGAAAAAGUUCCAGAAUGAAAUAUGGUCCUACAUUUCUACUCGAGCAGAACAAAUGGACCUUGAUAAAACUGGCUGUGUGGACACAAAAGAGGCUGAUCUCUAUUUCCUCAUUGAUGGCUCAGGCAGCAUCUCGACAGAGCAUUUUAAGCAAAUCAAGGAAUUUAUGUCGGCGGUGACAGAAAUGUUUACCAUUGGCCCAGACAAAGUCCGGGUUGGAGCUGUGCAGUACUCAUCUAAGAAUACAGUGGAAUUUGAUAUUGGUGUCUAUUCUAAUGAUGUUGACUUAAGGAAGGCUGUUUUCAACAUCAAGCAGCAAAGAGGUGAAACUUACACAGGGGCAGCCCUGAAUUUUAUGCUGCCAUUAAUAAAGAAGGGAAAGGAGCAUCGACCAUUUGACAUUCCCUCUUACCUCAUCGUGCUGACUGAUGGGAAGGCCCAUGACAGCGUCCUAGAACCUGCGGAGAGACUAAGGGCUGAAGGGAUCACCAUCUAUGCAAUUGGCAUUGGAGAGGCCAAUAAAGCAGAACUGCAACAAAUUGCUGGGAAAGAAGAAAGGGUUACCUAUGGGCAGAACUUUGAUUCUUUAAAAAGCAUAAAAAAUGAAGUUGUUCGCAGCAUCUGCACCGAAAAAGGAUGUGAAGGCAUGAAGGCUGACAUCAUGUUUCUGGUGGACAGUUCUGGAAGCAUAGGAACUGAGAAUUACAGGAAGAUGAAGAUUUUCAUGAAACACCUGCUAGCUAAGAUCCAAAUUGGUCCAGACAAAACCCAAAUUGGUAUUGUCCAGUUCAGUGGUGAUAGUAAGGAAGAGUUCCCACUUAAUAAAUACUUUACUCAAAAAGAAAUUUCUGAUGUAAUAGACAGAAUGACUCUUAUCAAUCAAAACACUCUGACUGGAAGUGCACUGACCUUUGUAGCCCAAUACUUCACCUACCCCCAGGGAGCCCGUCCUGGGGUCAGAAAGUUUCUCAUCCUCAUCACGGAUGGAGAAGCACAAGAUAGCGUGAAAGAACCUGCUAGAGAGCUUCGGGACAAAGGUGUGAUCAUCUUCUCUGUAGGGGUGUUCGGCGCCAAUAGGAUUCAGCUAGAGGAGAUCAGUGGGGAUGACAACUUGGUUUUCCAAGUUGAGAACUUUGAUAUUCUAAAGGCGAUAGAAAGUCAACUCGUCUUUCGCAUUUGCACUCUUUCUGAUUGUAAAAGGAUUCAACGGCUAGAUGUUGUAUUUGUGUUGGAUAAUUCAGGCAGCAUAAGCGAAGAACAGCACAAAAGCAUGAUUAACCUAACAACCCACUUGGUGAACAAGGCAGAUGUUGGCAAGGACGGAGUUCAGUUUGGAGCUCUCAGAUACUCUGACAGUCCUGAGAUUCUUUUCUACCUUAAUACGUACUCAAACAGAUCAGGAAUUAUUGAGAACCUGAGGAGACGUAGGGACACCGGCGGGAGUACCUACACUGCUAGGGCUCUCAAGCUCUCAAACGACCUGUUUAGGGAGGAACGUGGCAGCCGCAUCAAGCAAAACGUGAAGCAGAUGCUGAUUGUCAUCACUGAUGGGGAAUCCCAUGACAGAAAUCUGCUCAAUGACACAGCACUGGAAUUAAGAAACAAGGGCAUCACCAUCCUUGCAGUGGGUGUGGGACAGGCCAUUAGAGAAGAACUUGAGGCUAUGGCAGGGAAUAAGGAGAAUACGAUGCAUGUAGAAAAUUUCGACAAACUGAAAGAUAUUCAACUCUCUCUACAAGAAAUUCUGUGUACCAGUGCACCAGAGGUCUGUAACCUUCGAGAAGCUGAUGUGGUUUUCCUUUGCGAUGGCUCAUCUAAGGUAUCUGAUUCGGACUUUGCUACCAUGAAAACUUUCUUGUCAGACUUAAUUGAUAAUUUUGAUACUCAGUCAGGAAGAAUGAAAAUUGGGAUCGCUCAAUUUGGGAGCCGCUACCAGGAAAUUAUUGAUUUGGAAAGCAAUUGGAAUAAAACCCAGAUGAAGACUGAAAUUGAAGCUACUGGCAAGAGCAGUGGAUCUCAGCGAAUUGACAUUGCUCUUCAACAUGUGAGAUACAUGUUUGACUCAUCUGCUGGUGGGAGAAAAACUGCUGGUGUCCCUCAAACUUUGCUUGUUAUCAUGUCAGGGCAUCCAGCCUAUAACAUUACAGAUGCAGUCAAAACACUGAAAGACUAUGGGAUUUGUAUCCUGGCUUUGGGCAUAGGAGAUUCUCAUAAAGAACAACUUCUGCCAAUAACAGGCGAUUCUGAAAAAAUAGUCACCUUUCCAGACUUCAGUAAAUUAAAAGAUGUGAACGUGAAGAAAAGAAUGGUCCGUGAGAUCUGCCAGAGCUGUGGGAAAAGCAAUUGCUACAUCGAUAUAGUGGUCGGGUUUGACAUUUCCACUCUCCUGCGGGGGCAGCGUUUAUUCCAGCACCACCCCCAGCUGGAAUCACACCUCCCAGACAUCUUAGAGGACAUCAGUUCCAUCAGGGGGGUGAGCUGUGGGGCAGGUGCAGAGGCUCAGGUGAGCGUGGCCUUCAAGGUGAACAAUGAUGAAGAAUUCCCCCCAAAGUUCCACAUCUACCAGAAAGCAGUAUUUGACAGGCUGACACAGGUCACCAUCAAUGGACCUACUCAUCUCAACCCUCAGUUCUUGCAGUCGCUGUGGAAUACAUUUGACGAUACAGCUGCAUCUCGGGGACAGAUCCUCCUCAUCUUUUCUGAUGGUCUCCAGGAUGCUAGCAUCGAGAUGCUUGAAGAUCAAUCGGACAGGCUCAGAGAAGCAGGACUUGAUGCUCUGCUGGUGGUCUCCCUAAAUGCAACCGCUGAUGAAGAGUUUUCGAGCUUUGAAUUUGGAAAAGGAUUUGAUUACCAGACUCAUCUGACCAUUGGGAUGAGAGAGCUGGGCGAGACGCUGUCACGGUACCUGGGGAACAUUGCAGAGAGGACCUGCUGCUGUGCCUUUUGCAAGUGUUCAGGGCCUCCAGGAGCUCGUGGGAGCCGAGGACCAAAAGCCUUGAAGGGAUUUCCAGGUUUCAAAGGAAGCCGAGGACACUGGGGAGAGGAUGGAGACCCUGGAAGACGAGGAGAAUCAGGACCCCCAGGAGAGAAAGGGAUUGCAGGAUGCCUAGGGGAGAGAGGUCAAAAGGGAACCAAAGGAUAUUCUGGAUUUAAGGGAGAACACGGAGAGGAUGGGAUUGAUGGAAUAAACGGGGAAGAGGGCUUUCAUGGAGUCCCUGGAAUCAAGGGAGAAAAAGGUGACCCAGGAUCCCAGGGCAGCCCAGGUUUCAGAGGCCCCCCUGGGGGACGUGGGGAGAAGGGUUUCCGAGGGGAUCCUGGUGAUCAAGGACAAGACAGUAACAUCAAAGGACAAAAGGGCUCCAAAGGAGAACAAGGAAGACAAGGUAGACCCGGACAGAAAGGGACACAAGGCAGUCCCAGUCCUAGAGGAAGCACGGGAAGAGAAGGCCAGCAAGGACUCCCAGGUGUCCCGGGGGAGCCAGGAGAUUCUGGACUUGAUGGUGCACCAGGAGGUAAAGGAUUUCAAGGACCACAGGGGCUAAAUGGAAUUCUUGGUGAGAAAGGAGAAAAGGGAAGCCAGGGGAAUAAAGGACCUCAGGGAUCUCUGGGACCAGUGGGACCCAAAGGGAGCAUUGGGGAACCUGGACUUCGGGGCAAAAAAGGAGAACCGGGAAUUCUUGGAGAGCCAGGGCCAGUGGGGCAAACUGGACAGAGAGGAAAACAGGGAGAUUAUGGCAUCCCAGGCUACGGUCAGGUGGGACGAAAAGGAGCAAAGGGCCCACGAGGAUUCCCUGGAGAUGUGGGACAGAAGGGUGAUGUUGGCAAUCCUGGAAUAUCUGGGGGUCCCGGACCCAAAGGAUUCAGGGGACUAACACUCACUGUAGGCUUGAAAGGUGAAACGGGAUCUCCAGGAUCCCAAGGCCUUCCUGGACGGAGAGGCGCUAAAGGCGCGGCUGGGCAGCCGGAAUUUUCUCAGUGUGAUCUGAUCAAAUUCCUGCGGGAGCGCAGUGCUUGUUGGAAAGAAAAGUGUCCAGUGUAUCCAACAGAGCUGGUAUUUGCCCUGGACCAGUCCUACGGCAUCACAGAAGAGAGAUUUAAUGAAACAAGGGACACCAUCACUUCCAUUGUCAAUGACUUGAACAUCAGGGAAAAUAAUUGCCCUGUAGGAGCGAGAGUUGUUGUGGUUUCCUAUGACUCAGACACCAGCUAUCUCAUCCGUUGGUCCGACUAUCAUAGCAAGAAGCAACUCCUCCACCUUCUUUCCCAAGUGAAAUAUCAAAUCCCCACACAGGCCCAAGACAUCGGCAAUGCAAUGAGGUUUGUGGCCCGGAAUGUAUUCAAGCGGACGUACGCGGGAGGCAACGUGAGGAGAGUUGCUGUGUUUUUUAGUGUUGGCCAAGCAGCCAACAAGUCGCCCAUCAUCACGGCCACCAUGGAGUUUAGUGCCCUUGAUAUUAGUCCAACCGUCUUCACUUUUAACGAGAGAGUUUUCCUUGAUGACGCUUUUGGGUUUGACAACACUGGAACGUUCCAAGUGAUUCCAAUUCCACCAGAUGGGGACUAUGACCCAUUAGAAAGACUUCAGCGCUGUUCACUUUGCUAUGAUAAAUGUUUUCCAAAUAUUUGCCUCAAAGAGGUUUCUUUACCUGAAAAUUCAUACAUGGAUGUAGCCUUCCUCAUAGACAAUUCUCAAAAUAUAGCAAAUGAUGAGUUUAAAGCCAUGAAGGCAUUGGUGAGCUCAAUGCUUGACAACUUCGACAUUGCUGCAGACCCUUUAGCUUCAGACUCUGGUGAUAGGAUUGCCUUGCUGAGCUAUUCUCCUUGGGAUGAGAGAAGGAAGAGUACAGUGAAAACGGAGUUCAAGUUUACAAGUUAUGGCAACCAAGUCCUAAUGAAGAGGUACAUCCAGGAUUCCCUCCAACAGCUAAAUGGAGAAGCCACCAUUGGCCGUGCCCUACUAUGGAGCAUGGAGAAUCUCUUUACAGGAAUACCCAAAUUAAGAAAAUACAAGGUCAUCUUUGUGGUCUCAGCUGGAAAAAAUCUUGAACGGAAGGAAUUCUUGAAGAAGAUGGCUCUGAGGGCCAAGUGUCAAGGCUAUGUCAUAUUUGUGAUUUCCCUGGGUUCUACACAUAAGGAUGACAUGGAGGAGUUAGCCAGCUACCCACUUGAACACCAUUUGAUACAGCUUGGGAGGAUUCAUAAACCACAUCUGGAUUAUAUUGUGAAGUUUAUUAAGCCAUUUGUAUACUCAGUCAGACGAGGAUUUAAUCAGUAUCCACCACCAAUGCUUGAGGAUACCUGUAGACUCAUCAGUGCAGAAGGAGAGGAUUUUCAAAACGGCAACCUCCAAUUUAUCGACAAACCACAUGAGAUGUCUUCAGGAGAGAACGGCUUCUUUGAGGUGGAAUUAAGUGCUGGGAGAGACUCAUCUUUUGUGUUGGAGGACAAUAGAAGUGGCCAUUUGGUUUAUAUUCCGAGCGAAAUAGUUAAGCCACCGAAAUUAUUUAUUAAAUACGAAAAUGAUCAGGUUCCUGAAGAAAUGGCAAGUCUCACUUCUGGACAUGAAAAUCAUGGCAGGAAAGAAGAGCCAGGUCCUGUUUACGAACCUGAAAAUGCCUCUCUUCAAGACUCUUACAUGGAUGUGGCUUUCCUCAUAGAUGCUUCACAUAGAGUAGGACGUGAUGAGUUUAAGGAAGUGAAAGAUUUUAUAAUCUCAGUGCUUGAUUACUUUCAUAUUGCCCCAGAUCCUCUGACCUCCAUCUUAGGAGAUAGAGUGGCAGUCCUAAGCUACUCUCCUCUGGGCUACAUGCCCAACACUGAAGAAUGCCCAGUCUACCUGGAAUUUGAUUUGGUUACUUAUAACAGUACAUACCAAAUGAAACAUCAUCUCCAAGACUCUGCUCAACAGCUUGAUGGAGAUGUUUUUAUUGGCCAUGCUCUGCAGUGGACAAUUGACAAUGUCUUUGUAAGAACUCCCAACCUGAGGAAAAACAAAGUUAUCUUUAUAAUAUCUGCUGGUGAAACCAACCCUUUAGACAAAGAAGUCUUAAUGAAUGUAUCUCUGAGGGCCAAGUGUCAAGGCUACUCCAUAUUUGUGUUUUCCUUUGGUCCUAUACACAAUGACAAGGAAUUAGAAGAGUUAGCCAGCCACCCAUUGGAUCAUCACUUAGUCCAGCUUGGCCGAACCCACAAGCCAGAUUACCACUAUAUCAUCAAGUUCAUCAAGCCAUUUGUCCAUUCAAUCAGAUGUGCCAUCAACAAAUAUCCCCCUGCAGAGCUGAGACCCAAGUGUGUUAACAUCACCUCUCCCAAUCCAGACAAUGUUGGAACAGAAAACACUGUCUCCCUUCUUCCUGAGGUGUAUGAAAUAGAAUCAGAAAACAGUGAACGAUUUGGUGAAUCGGAUUCCCAGGAGCACCAUUUCCUUGUGUUAGGGAGCAAUCAUAGUGAUGGUUCUAGGACCACUACUGAUUUAAUCCAGAAGUUAUACAUGCUCUUUGCAACUGGGGAAUUGAUGAUGAAUGACAACGAAGAGGCACAUUCAGAAGAAAUUACAGCUUCAGAGAAUCAUAAACAAAGAAGAAAUAAAGGUAACCUUGAGUACAACAGAGUUAUGAAGUACCUCAGUUUGUUUAGGUUUUCUCUGGUGAAGGAUGCGCAAUGAGAACUCACUGAGAUAGACAGAGAUGCCAGGAUAGAAAUGAAAGAGGG
Messenger RNA from Loxodonta africana (African savanna elephant), 7931 nucleotides. It is a transcript of the gene COL6A5, whose product is annotated as collagen type VI alpha 5 chain. The record is from RefSeq and is a predicted model, not a curated record. Gene Ontology annotation, molecular function: extracellular matrix structural constituent conferring tensile strength. The transcript is spliced from 40 exons. Lineage: Eukaryota; Metazoa; Chordata; Mammalia; Proboscidea; Elephantidae. Bases 1 to 7884 code for a protein of 2627 amino acids.